Molecule: messenger RNA, 3219 nt
Organism: Anolis carolinensis (green anole)
Lineage: Eukaryota; Metazoa; Chordata; Lepidosauria; Squamata; Anolidae
Product: Golgi-associated RAB2 interactor protein 6
Exons: 7
Coding region: 146-1216 (356 amino acids)
Cellular component (GO): nucleus
Source: RefSeq, a predicted model, not a curated record
AGAGAGGGCACAGAGUCACCUCAGGACACCAAACAGUGAAGAUCAAAUUUACAAAGCUUCAACAAGACAGUUUGUGUGUGAGUCCUAGAUGAUGUUUUGACUGCUGGGCUGGUAGGAGGCAGGGGAUCUUACAUGAUGAGGGAAGAUGUCAAGAUCCAAGCGGUCCAAUGCCCCAGUGGGAGGCAUCCCUGUCAGAGGACUUUUCAACAGGGAGAUGGGACCUUUGCAGCGUCAGCUUCAACAAGGGGAAUAUUCCUUACUCAAGUUUGCUCCUAUGCUGGAAAGCGAAUUUCUACAGAUUAACAAGCGAGGAGACAUAACUGAUGUUCACAACGAAUUGCAGACAGUGACAGUUGGAGUCGCCUGCACCAGCCCCAACUUCCCAGGGCCUAAUGUCUUGCUCCUGGCUCGCCCUGUCUUGUCCCCUGAAGAGCGGCCACAAAAGCUGAAUACUUUGCGCCGCCGCCGAGCACCAGCCAAGAAAUUAGAGCUCACUCGGCUUCUCCCUCUAAGCUUUGUCAAGAUCUCGGUGCACAACGCAGAGAAGCAGCAGCUGCGAUUCAAGCUGGCAAGUGGCCGGACCUUCUACCUGCAGCUUUGCCCCCAGCUCGGAGCACAAGAUGAUGUCUUUGAACUCUGGGUCAAGGUGAUCAACAUGGUGCGACCUCCCUCAACCUCAAAACUUGAGCUGCAAGGCAGAAUCAAAGAUCCUGGGCAGCCAGCCAAUCCCUUUUCCCAGAUGCCAAAGGCUCUGAGCACACCUGAUUCAUCAAACCUAGAAGAAACAGAGAGCAUCCCCAGUGUGUACACACCUGAAUUGGUCAGCCCUAUACAGGAAGAUGCCAGGAGCAGGCGGAGUAUGGCCUUGUCCAUGGGAGGCCCACCCAGCUUCCACCCUCUUAGCCACUCUCCUACCGUCAGCGAAGGAAAGACAUCUGAUUUGGAAAUGUACCGUCUCUCAGAGGGGAUGGAGUCGAUAGAAUAUCUUCAGAGCCCCCCGAGGCCCCAAAUCCAAGACCGUAAGAAGGAGCAUAGUUCUACACCAAACAGGAAAACCAGCAGAAGCAAACGGUCUCGCAGAAGGAGGUCUUCCCAAAAAGGUACAACCCGGAAGCCCAGCAAGAUUGUCUCCCUUAUCAUGUCCUGCUCUUGGGUGAACCGACGGAAGAGCAAAAGCCGAGAUACCAAGACCAGAGGCAAAGGAAAGAAACGCUGACUCAAACAGCUUCAAAAUGGAAGAGCCCCUUGUCCACCAUACUAUAAUAAUUAAAAGGCUGGUUGUAAAAGAAAAAUUUUACAACUGUUUUGCUGGACAAAGAAAAUAGUGCAUCAAAAUAGUAGUGGGAAAUGUAAAGCUGGAUUCUACAGCUAGACAUUUUCUAAGUUGGGUAGAAUAGGGUAUUUCUAAGAAUCCUAGGAUUAUAGAAAAUGGAGCUAUGGAAACUGAAAUGGUAUUCAAGUACUAAAGAUUAUGUGGGAUGAAACAUAUCUCUAUGGCUGGAUCUACACUGCCUUAUUUUCCAGGAUCUGAUCCCAGAUUAUCUGCUUAUCUCAUAUUAUCUGACGGUGUAGACUCAUAUAUCCAGUUCAAAGCAGAUAAUGUUGGAUCAGCUCCUGGAAUAUAAGUCAGUGUAGAUCCAGCCUAUUUCAAACUAUAGGGUUGGACAGGGUUGAGAACCACUGGAACCAAAGCAGACUGCAAAACCUCAUGUUCUUUCAGAAAAGCCAGCUGGAGAAAUUUGGAUCAGCUGUGUGGCUUGAACAAAUACUGUGGACUUGUGUGCUAAAUAUCACACAAAAAACACUGCAAGUUUCUGAUAGCUUCUAGACCUCUAACUUAGGCCCCUCCUAUACAGCUGAAUAAAAUCCAGAUUUUCUGCUUUGAAAUGAGUUAUAUGGCAGUGUAAAAGGGCCCUCUGAGCUCAAGGGAGGGAAGGGUGAUUGAAACUGCAAAAGAAGUUGCAAAAGUGAGUGGUGGGGGUUGUAAAAUAUUUUGCAAAAAUGAUAUGAACACAGAGGAAGAACUGGGCUGCUGGUUGAGAAAGAGGAAAAAGUGGUGGAUACUGAUGAAGAAAGAAGAGAAAUUGGGGUCCUGGUUGAGAAGGGAAAACUGCAUUUGUACUAAGAAAGAGGAGAAAUGGUCCUGAUCAAGAAGGGGAGUCCCAAAACAUAUUCCCAGUAAUACAUAUUCCCCAAGGAAAGGGGAUGAUGACUAGGAUCCCUUCAGCUAUUUCCCAAGCCAGUUAGCUAUCAGAAUCUUUUGUGUAUAUAUGGAGAUAGAUGAUCCCCUUUGUCAACAAAAUAAACUCAGGAUGUUUGUCCAUUUGAGGCUGAGAGUCUGAGACUCCUGCAGAAGAGGGGGGUUAGUAGAAGUGAAGUCAUUAACUUUCUAUGCCAGUAGCAGAUUGUCUAAAAUCACCACCAUUGUUUUUUGAGUCUUGCACCUUUGUCUCACACUUGAGUUAAUCAGGGACUCAUCAGCAUAUCCAUGUUACCAUUUCCUCCUGAAAUUGUGCCCUCCCAACAAACUGGCUCUUUGAACUGACCAACCGCCAGCUGUCACUAUUCCUGCCACAAGAAUCUUCUUCUGCAUGCUGUGACACCAAGGGAACCCUGCCAAUUCGGGUGCGGAUCCUAGCCUGCCUAUUUUUCAACUCAUCGAGAAGCAGCAGGAAGUCUCUCAGAACUGUACAAAAUGCAACUUAUUUCUACCCUGUUUCCCCUAAAAUAAGACAUCCCCAGAAAAUAAGACCUAGUAGAGGUUUUGCUGAAUUGCUAAAUAUAAGGCCUCCCCCGAAAGUAAGACCUAGCAAAGUUUUUGUUUGGAAGCAUGCCCAAUGAACAGAACACCAGAGCUUGCAGGAUUGGUAAAUGUACGUACCAUAGAGUGUUGUACAUGGAAAUAUUGGUAGUAACAAGAAAUUCUUGAAAAGAUUCACAGUUUGUCUGGUUAUGCUGGUUUGUGAUGACAACUACUGUACAGUAUAUAAUAAAUGUUCAUUUUUUUGUUCAACAAUAAAUGUGAAUUCUUCUUCAUGGAAAAAUAAGACAUCCCCUGAAAAUAUGACCUAGCGCAUCUUUGGGAGCAAAAAUUAAUAUAAGACACUGUCUUAUUUUCAGGGAAACACGGUAUGUGAAUGUAACACUUGUACCUUUUGAAGCAAAUUUAUUGUACCUUUUUGGCCAAAUUAUAAUAAACCUAUGUGGCUUUGCAUUCAA